CGAAUUGUUACCGUGUGCGGACUGUGCCGACGGGCAGCGGAACUGAGGCGGUGCAACUUGAGUGCUCGAUAAAUUGUUUUACUGAAACCCAGCCGCAAAUACAAUUUUCAAUUGGCUGUAUGCGUGUUUUCAACGCACAAACAUACAAAUAUAGCAUUUAAUUUUGUCCAUUAUGUGUGCAAUUAAAUAAAAAAAUUCUGUGUGUGAAAAAUCAAAAAGAAAAAACAGUGCGGUGAACGGAGGCAGCAACAAAUUAGACGCGUAAAUUGCGUAGCAAAUUCUGAAUGAAAAAAAUCAACAGAACCAGAAACCGAAUCACAAGCGAUAAGAUUACCGACUACAGAAACUCAAGCCUAACAGAAAUACACAUCACUGCCAUAUUGCAACAAAGAAUAUAGAACUGUUAUCAGCAACCAGAUCAACCAAUCUACCUCAGACGUAAAUCGAAAUAAAUGCGAACCCCCAGUUUCCCAUUAGGAAAAUGGAACAGGCAAUAACCAGGACCACAUAGAGGAAGCCACUAAAUCGUACCGUUGAGAUUACACAGUUGAGAUCAAGAGCCCUUGCAGAUAGACACCCAAUACCCCUUUAAGUUUUGGAAAGCCGCGCAAAGCCAAGAUGACGAAGAGCAACGGCGACGUGGAGGCGGCCACCCAGGUGCAAUCUCUGGGCGGAAAGCCCAGCAAUGGACACGGGCAGUUGAAUGGGAAUGGCUAUCACCAGAAUGGCGGUCGUCGGGACUCCAGCCAGGCGUUCACACCCCUGCUGCCCAGCAACGGGGAGGUGACUACCGCCUCCCUGCCGCCGAGCACCGUGCUGUACGAGAGCAGCCCGAGCAACAACAACGAGUGGAAGUCGCCCGAUCUGGGACCCACUGGCCAGCUGAAGAACGGCCUGGGCAGUCUGCUGAGCAGCAACAACAAUGGCACCGGCAACGGGCACAGUCUCAGCGAAAAGUACGCCCACGAACAGGCUCCGCUCACCGGCGGCUACAAGCUGCCGCCCCGGUCCAGUGAGUCCGAGGAGUCCGACUUCGAUUCCGACCUCAAUGGCAGCUCAUCCUCCUCCGCCGCCGCGGAGUCCAGCUGCGGCCUCUUCGGCUGCCGACCGAGGUGGGCCAGGAGAUUCGCCUCCACGCAUGUCUUCAUGGUGGUCUUCCUGCUGGCCUACAUCCUGCAGGGCAUGUACAUGACCUACUUUGUGUCCGUCAUCACCACCAUCGAGAAGCUCUUCCAGAUCAAGUCCAAGACCACGGGCAUCCUGCUGAGUGCCAGCGAGAUGGGUCAGAUAUGCACGGCCAUGCUGCUGACCUACUUUGCCGGGCGGGGUCAUCGGCCCCGGUGGAUAGCCUGCGGCAUGGUCCUCUUCUCCAUCGCCGCCUUUUCCUGCGCCCUGCCGCACUUCAUCUUCGGCGAGCAGCUGAUGCACUCCAGCGUGAUCCUCCAGCAGCCGCAGAUCGAGUCGUCCUCCCUCUGGCUAAAUUCCAGCAGCCGUGUGGAGCAGCUGAAUCCCAAUCUGUGCAUCUUGGGGGGCAAUCAAACCCAGUCAGGCAGCGAGUGCAACGAGGAGCGCCAGCUGGAGCAGGCCUCCCACUCCAAGAUCACCGUCAUCGUGCUGUGCAUCUUCUUCGGCAGCCUGCUGAGCUCGGGCAUUGGCCAGACCGCCGUGGCCACCCUGGGCAUCCCUUACAUAGAUGACAAUGUGGGCAGCAAGCAGUCGCCCAUGUACAUGGCCGUCACCAUUGGCAUGAGGAUCCUGGGACCCGCUUCGGGUUUCAUCUUCGGCAGCUUCUGCACUCGCUGGUACGUUAACUUCUCGAAUCCCGGCUUCGAUGCCACCGAUCCGCGAUGGAUCGGCGCCUGGUGGCUGGGACCGGUGGCCAUCGGCAGCCUCAUGCUGCUGGCCUCCAUCGCCAUGUUCUCGUUCCCAAAGCAGCUGCGGGGCAAGCAGCAGUCCCAGGCCCAGGCGGCCACUCCAGCCGCUCCGGCUGAGCCCGAGGAGAAGCCCAAGCUGAAAGACUUUCCAAAGACCGUGCGCCGUCAGCUGAGCAACGACAUCCUGAUGUUCCGCACCGCCUCCUGUGUGUUCCACCUGCUGCCCAUCGCCGGCCUCUAUACUUUCCUGCCCAAGUAUCUGGAGACACAGUUCCGGCUGGCCACCUACGAUGCCAAUAUGAUAGCCGCCUUCUGCGGCAUCCUGGUCAUGGGCAUCGGCAUCGUCAUCUCGGGCCUGUUCAUCUUGAAGCGGAAGCCCACUGCCAAGGGCGUGGCCGCGUGGAUCGCCUUCACGGCCCUGGUUUACUCAGCGGGCAUGAUCAUCCUGAUGUUCAUCGGCUGCAGCAUGAACGACUUUGCCGGCUACAAGCCCAGCGAUGGCAACAGUCCCGCUCUGAUCGAGCCCACGUGCAGCGCCGCCCUCAACUGUACCUGUGAUAAGGAGAACUUUGCGCCCAUCUGCGCCGAUGGCAAGAUGUACAUCUCGGCCUGCCACGCGGGAUGCAGCAGCUCCUCGCUGCGGCCCAGCGACAAUCGCACCCUCUACUCCGACUGUGCUUGCAUUCCAGAUGCUCCGGAGGCGGUCAACGGUUACUGUGAUAAUGACUGCAAGAACUUCAUCUACUUUAUACUGAUCUUUGCCAUUUGCGUAUUUAUGCAUUCCACCUCCGAGGUGGGCAGCAUGCUGCUCGUCAUGCGUUGUACACAUCCCAAAGAUAAGGCCAUGGCCAUGGGUGUGAUACAGUCGGCCAUCGGCCUGUUCGGAAAUGUUCCUUGUCCGAUCAUCUACGGCGCAGUGGUGGACUCCGCCUGUCUCAUCUGGAAGUCGGUGUGCGGCAAGCACGGAGCCUGCUCGCUCUACGAUGCGGACACCUUCCGGCAAUAUUUCCUAGGAAUCACGGCUGGCAUUAUGUUCCUGGCAUUCCUGAUGGACCUGGUGGUUUGGCGCAAGGCGCAUCGCAUCGACAUCGCGCCGGAGGAUCCGCAGGAGGGCGGUCCCACGGCCAACGGAAGGUCCUUAGAGGUGUCCGAGUCCAAGCAGCCCAUCACUCCGGCGCCGGACACGACGGUCUAGGGGGAGCGGGACGGAGACGAGCCUUGCACCUGCUGCAAGUUUUCCAAUAAACGUUUACCUUAAUUGUUAAUUAGUUAUCAUUUUGUCUAGUUUGUUAGCCUAGUGCAAGAGUUAUGUAUUUAGUUAAGUGGCAUCUUCGAGCGUCGGGAGACCUCAUAAAAAUCUACAUUAGAACGCGCUCGUCCAGCCCCCCGAUCCCGCUCCAAAUCCCCGCUCCAUAUUCUACAUAAAACCUAUAACUUACGAUUAAAUUCUGUGUAAAUCUCAACGCGAAACGAAGAAAUGAAAUUCUAGACAUUAUCA
Messenger RNA from Drosophila takahashii, 3372 nucleotides. It is a transcript of the gene Oatp74D, whose product is annotated as Organic anion transporting polypeptide 74D. The record is from RefSeq and is a predicted model, not a curated record. Gene Ontology annotation, cellular component: plasma membrane. Gene Ontology annotation, molecular function: protein binding. Gene Ontology annotation, biological process: sodium-independent organic anion transport; transmembrane transport. Lineage: Eukaryota; Metazoa; Arthropoda; Insecta; Diptera; Drosophilidae.